CUCUGCAAUGAAGCUUGCUUCUCCAGAGAAAGACAUCCCACCACAGCAAUCUAAUACUUAUUCGUAUUAAUUCAUCCAAGAAAAGAAGGAAGAAAAAUGAAAGCCAUUGUAAUUGUACUGAUUUUUCUUUUCUGUUCUACAACACCAGCUAAAAUUGAAAAAGAGAGUUCACCAACGCACAAGGUUCCAGAGGAGCCUCGCUCAAGAUUUGCUAUGCUUGAUGAUGUGAGAAUCUUGGCAAAUGGGCUUCUUCAGCUAGGACAUGGCCUUAAGGACUUUGUUCAUAAGACAAAAACCCAAAUUAAUGACAUUUUUAGCAAAUUAUCAAUUUUUGACAAAUCCUACUAUGAGCUCUCCGCACAAACUAAUGAAAUUAAAGCAGAGGAAGAGCAAUUAAAAAUGACCACCACCAAACUGCAAGCCACAAAUGAACAAUUAAAGAACAUGUCCUUGGACAUGAAUGCAAAGAUUAAUUAUGUGCUACAUGAUAAAAGUCGACUACAGAUCAAAAUUGACGGUUUGGAGGAACAAUUAACUCAAAUAACCCAAAGUCAGGCAAAAGAAACAGAGAAGACUGAAGUUUCAGCCCUUAAAGAAUUAAUUGGAAAUCAGGAUAAAAACAUUAAAGAGCUCAUAAAAACUGUUGCUGAACAACAUGAACAGCUUGAUCAGCAAAAGAACCAAAUAAAGGAUCUUGAGGAAAAGAUGAACCAUGGUGGUUUCCAGGACAACAAUGAAAAUAUGUAUGUACCAAAACAAAUGGAAGCAAAGGUCAUUCGAUACCUCUCUAGAAAUGCAACAGGCGUCCACUUGGACUGCAGUGACAUUUACGAUGAAGGAGAAAGAGUCAGCGGAAUAUACACCAUUAAUCCAAAUGGCUCAAAAUCGUUUAAUGUUUUCUGUGACAUGAAAACAGAUGGAGGAUGGACUGUAAUACAGCAGCGAAUUAAUGGAACGCUGGAUUUUGACCAAUCCUGGGGAAGUUAUGAAAAGGGUUUUGGAGACUUAGAAGCGGAAUUUUGGCUAGGACUGGAAAAUAUAUAUGCCAUUAUCCAGCACGGAGACUACAUUUUACAUACAGAAGUGGAGGACUGGAAGGGUAUGAAGCGUUUCAUCGAAUAUGCAUUUAGCAUGGGAAACCAGGAGAGUGGUUAUAAUGUCAGCCUCACACCUGUAUUACUAGAAGGUGUACCCAACAUAAUUACUCAGCAAUCAGGCAUACCAUUCAACACCAAAGAUCACAGCACUGACAGGAAGAGAAAUGCAUCCUGUACAGAAAAUUAUUCAGGUGGAUGGUGGUAUUAUGAAUGUGGAGAAGCAAGCCUGAAUGGAAAAUAUGUGAAACCAAAAGCUGAAGGAAAAGCAGAACGAAGAAAAGGAAUACACUGGAAGCCUGGAAAGGGCAGAUAUUACACCCUCAAAGCAACAAAAAUGAUGAUUCGUCCUGCAGAAUUUGAACACCUUUCUUAAUCUUUUCAAACCUGAGUUUUAAAACUACUAAUGCAACCCACAUCACUUGCCAUUUAAAUGUUGCAUAACACAGCCAUCCAUAACUGUGCAACCAGUCAGAUGCUCUACUUUAUAAACCAUUAUGCAUAGUCACAGCAUAAACGUCUUCAGUAAAAAGAGGCAAGAUCAAAAUGAAAGAUUUUAUAAUUAUGACUGUGUUUCAAAAACCUUUCCUCCUUUCUAAUCCAAUAAACAUCUUUUCAGUUUAUAAGUCAAAUAAAAUAAUGGAUCAGUUUUACUUCUAAGCAUCAUUAACUUAACAGAUAUUGCCAAUCCAGUUUAUGUAAGAAAAAAAAUGCAUGCUCAUAAACAUCUUCAGCUUUUAAAAGACUACACAGACAUCUGCUCGUCUACAGACAGUCCUUAAAGUCAGAAAUACUGUAACCUGCUACCUGAGGACGGUAUCCAUACAUUUCUGGUAUGAAUGCAUAACUACCAGCUAUGGACAUAUCCUAAGCAAUUUUUGACAUUUCAAAAAUGACAUUAAUAAAUGUUCUGCAGUAUCA
This is a messenger RNA of Protopterus annectens (West African lungfish), 2015 nucleotides long. It is a transcript of the gene ANGPTL3, whose product is annotated as angiopoietin like 3. Gene Ontology annotation, biological process: phospholipid homeostasis; triglyceride homeostasis; cholesterol homeostasis. NCBI's taxonomy places the organism in Eukaryota, Metazoa, Chordata, Ceratodontiformes, Protopteridae. The transcript is spliced from 7 exons. The record is from RefSeq and is a predicted model, not a curated record. Bases 97 to 1470 code for a protein of 457 amino acids.